Molecule: messenger RNA, 1255 nt
Organism: Paramisgurnus dabryanus
Lineage: Eukaryota; Metazoa; Chordata; Actinopteri; Cypriniformes; Cobitidae
Gene: psmb5
Product: proteasome 20S subunit beta 5
Cellular component (GO): proteasome core complex; cytoplasm
Molecular function (GO): threonine-type endopeptidase activity
Source: RefSeq, a predicted model, not a curated record
CUUCUGUAGCAUCAUUAACUAAAACAUGGCGCUGUCUAGUGUAUUGAGGAGUGAGUCUGCGAAUUUCUCUGAUCAGUUUGACCGGCCUUUCGCUCACAGCUGCGGGCUCGGUCAGACGGAUCUCGGCUUUGGAGCCGCGCUUGGAGACAGCGCUAACUUCGCCGUGAAGCCGCUGGGUGGAGAGGAUGAAGUGGAGAGAAAGAUUGAGUUUCUUCACGGAACGACCACCUUAGCUUUCAAAUUUGAGCAUGGCGUUAUUGUGGCUGUGGAUUCCAGAGCGACCGCCGGCUCCUACAUCGCAUCGCAGACGGUAAAGAAGGUAAUUGAGAUCAACCCGUACCUGCUUGGCACAAUGGCAGGUGGAGCCGCAGACUGCAGUUUCUGGGAGCGACUGCUGGCCAGGCAGUGCCGCAUCUACGAGCUGCGCAACAAAGAGCGCAUUUCAGUGGCAGCUGCAUCCAAGUUAUUGGCCAACAUGGUCUAUCAGUACAAAGGAAUGGGCCUCAGUAUGGGGACAAUGGUGUGCGGCUGGGACAAGAGAGGGCCAGGGCUCUACUAUGUGGACUCCGAGGGUAACCGUGUGUGCGGAGAUCUCUUUGCGGUGGGCUCGGGCUCCAUGUACGCCUAUGGCGUGGUUGACAGCGGCCUUCGCUACGACAUGACCGUAGAGGAAGCUUGCGACCUGGGCCGCCGCGCCAUCUACCAAGCCACCUAUCGUGACGCCUACAGCGGAGGCCAAGUCAACCUGUACCACGUCCAUAGUGAUGGAUGGAAGAGGGUCUCUCAGGACGACGUGCUUCUACUGCACCAUAAAUAUCAGAGCGAGAAGGCAUAAAGGGAGGAGCUGAGUAAAUAGGGUUGGGGUUUGAUAAGAGUAGAGAGGGGUUAAAGGCACUUCUCAAACAUCAAAUUGGCAGAAUAACGACCUCCAGUGGAAGUUAUGGAAAGCUUUUGUGUGAAAGCUGGUUCAUUUUUACUCUGUUACAUAACAGAAUAGAUCAGUUUCUGUUAUUUUUCCUCAUGUAUGUUAUUUGUUAGUUAUCAACCACAGUUUCAAUAGUAUUACAGUUGUAGCCAUUGGUCUGAAAUGUAAGAAAUUCUUUGUGAAAGUAAGGGGGCGCUGUAUCCCAGUGGACACGUGACGGGCCAAAACUCCAGUUGGCCGGCUCUUGUUGAGUGGGAGUGGGCUUCUGUUCUCAUCACACAUGUAUCUGCACACUAAACCUACUCUCAAUAAACCUUGGAUUUUUGCUAA